Molecule: messenger RNA, 486 nt
Organism: Letharia lupina
Lineage: Eukaryota; Fungi; Ascomycota; Lecanoromycetes; Lecanorales; Parmeliaceae
Exons: 2
Coding region: 1-486 (161 amino acids)
Source: RefSeq, a predicted model, not a curated record
AUGGAGAGCUACGCGGCGCGACUAGCCUCUUUCAACACAGCACAUCCGGCUACAAAAAAGAGAGCCUCAAAUGCUAGUAGUGGAAAGACUCUGAAGUGGCCUCACAAGAAUCCAUCCCCUCCACAGCUUGCGCGCGCGGGCUUCUACUACCAGCCAACCUCCUCGUGUCCGGACAAUACUACGUGCUACCUAUGUAAAAGCAACCUAGACGGCUGGGAAGAGAACGACAAUGCUGUUAAUGAGCACCUGAAGCAUUCCCCAAACUGCGGAUGGGCGAUUACGAUCGCCACUGAACUCGAAAUUGAAGAUGGCAGCCAAAGCCAGGAGGAUCCGAUGUCUGAGAUGAUGCUGGACGCAAGGAAAAUGACAUUUGGCUCCAAAUGGCCUCACGAAAAUAAGAGAGGUUGGACAUGUAAGACCCAGAAGGUAUGUCCCGGACGCUAUCACCACGGAUUGUCUUCGCUCAUUGAAGAUGCAGAUGAUUGA